GUGCAUAAUUUGGCGGGGCGCCACACAAACAUCAUGGCCUUCAAUUGGGACAAACUCACCAGAGCCCAACGAGACUUUCCAAAACCGAAAUUCGCCCUCGAUGCCAUAAGCAGACAUUUGAAGAAGAGGCCGGCUGAUCCGUAUGUGCUGGCGUGGAAAGCAGCUGUUCUGCUCCAGGUGGAUAAAGAUGGCGAUGCUAAAGUGGCGCUCGACCUACUACAAACUCUGUGUCAACGACAGCCACCAAUCACGGAUGUGCCACUGCUAUGCCUCAUUUAUAGCAAGCUGAGUGAAGCUUUGCGAAGACGGAACUCUCAGCCCAUCCUAGCCUCGAUCGGUGAACUUGGGCUCAAGGCAUGGCAGAAUGCAGCAAAAGCUCUGCCAACACAGGCUCAGCGAUUGAGUCUGUGGUCCGAACUGUUUAUAUCUGCGAUGCAAGAAGAGUGCUGGGAGGAUGUUCGAAUUGCAGUUGUUCAUGCCAAUAAAGAAGGGCCCAAGUCCAAAAAGACUGUGUACUAUACAUCAAUUCUGUCUAAUCAAUUGGCGGCAGAAAGAAAGAUUGAGGCGAGCAAGAAGUCUGGAAAAGCUGACCCAAGCAGUCAAAUCCAAUUGAUGAUCGCUCUUAAACAAAUGAAGGAAGCGUUCGACAAUUCACCCAAACCAACGGACGAAACACUGCGCGUGAAAGAUAUGCGAGAUUUACGAUUCAUGGCACAAAUCUAUAGCCGUCAAAAUCGAUCUGCCGAACUGGAACAGCUUUGGUCUACGCCAUCUUCGCACAUGAACGACCUCAGAUAUAAAUAUGAGGCAGACAUCAGACUUCUCCUCAUUGAAAGCAUACGUAAAUGUGAAAAUUGGGCAUUGCUGGAAAGCGUUUGCGAAAAGACAAUCUCCGCUGUAUUCGAGCGCAUGGAGACCGAAGGGUCGUCUCAAGAGUUUGUGCAAAUGUGCACGGCAGAAUGGUCAAUUUGGACUGCUGUGAUAGACGCCAUAACUCAUCUAUAUCCCGAUCAAGAGGCCAAAGAAAAGAUAGGAGCCAUGCAUUCGCGUCUAAUGAGAUCACAACCAAAUUUAGAAGUUCGAGCUGUCGCGGUCACGCUCGUGAAUCUGGCAUGGCAUUCUGGCAAUUCCGUCCUGCAGGCUUGCAAAGCAUAUUGGAGUAAGCAUUCAGCUGGCCGUAGCUGCUUCAAGGACCUUCGGCGUCCUGUCGCCCAACUACCAGAAGAUCUGCGGAAUGAGUUCUACGCUCAUAUCAAAAAGACAUCACAAUCCCUGGAGUCGCAAUCCGAAGAGGGGGGGCCUAAAUCCGCCUGGAUACGUACCGAGAACAAUGUCUUAGCAUUCGAAUAUCUGUUAAAGAUUUCAAUGUCUAGUGGGACCGACGUGGAAGUAAUUGAAGAGUUUGUGGCUAGAGCUCUCAAGUUCCAUCAUCUUGCACCGUCAUCUGAGAUUGAUGUGCGUGUUGAUGCCGCUCUUUUAGCCAUCGUCGGUCUUCUCCGCCUCCACAAGGCUGAUGGCAAGAGCUCAAUGCGCUAUCUGAUUCAGGCUGCUAUAUUUCUGCAACGUCUCCUGGAACACGAGGAAUUUCGGAACUUCCGCGCACUGGUAGUGGUUUCCGCCCGCUUACACUUGAACCUGGGUCUAGGAACUAUCGCCAUCGGGCAUUAUCGCGAUGCAAAAGUCAAGGAGAUGCUGCUUGAUACUGUCUCUUGGGUCUUACUAUCCCGCAUAUCGCAGACGCAUCCCUUCGAUACACCUGGACACGAGGGGUUUAGUGCUACAACCGAGUUAGACAAAGUCAUCGAUACGAUGACGCGGAUGGAAGGUAGGACGGAUGACCACCUGUAUCAAGACAUGCAACAAUUUUUCUACGAUACCGCUUUGGAAAUGCUUGAUCUUAAGCAAAAGUUCUCCUCUAGCAUCACAAAACGGCUCUGCGUUAUCGAAAAGAAUCGCAUCGCUGGCCUGCACUCACAGGACUCUAACGGCGAAGUAGCAGCAGACAGCAUAUCUGAAGCUCUAUCGAAAAUAUCAGACAAUCGUGAUUUGAACAUAUUGCCCAACUAUGGAUCUGGAGACCAGAACGAGACCAUGUCGCUGAUGUUGCAGCAUAAGCCAGCUUCGAUUGGAUGGCUGUACAACUACUAUCUUUGCCGGGAAUCCGUCUUGGGGCAUUUAUACAACACAAGGUCGAACACAACACUCCAGCGUGAUUUGAAAACGCUAUUCGUCGACGAAUCAAAAGAGGAGCUUGAAAAAGAUGUCUUCACCGAAGUCGAAAAGACAUUGAACAAGCUCUGGCAUCCAGUUCGUCACAUCCUCUUCCAAGGGGAAGCUCCUCCAGUUACUUCUGAUACCACACCUGCCAAAUCGAUGGACCAGGCAUUCGACCAACUGUCUAGCGAACUCGAAUCAUUGAUCGAGAGCUUAGGCAAACCCGCUGGGGAUAUUCCACCCUUGUUCAACGAGGAGCAUCUCAUGUAUCGAUAUGGCUUGCUCGAAACAUUGCGCAUGCUACAACAGUUGGACAAAGUUCUUCAACAAGGCAUCAAGAGCAAGAAUCCCGCGUACACCAAAGUCCCAAAACCAAAACUCCAGAACGUCAAUGCCAAGGUCAAGAAAUGCUUCGAGGCGCUUCGUCAAGCGACCAACAAAGACAUUGAGCAAUUGAACUCUCGUGGCGCGGCAUUGAUUCGAGAUGUAACGCUUCAGGGCAGCACUGGUGAAGCUCUUGCUACUAUCGUUUCUGCGGACGAUGCUCGGGCUUACGCCUUGAAGUACGUCGAGUCGGACCGAGUUGCUUUGAAAGCCAUUUUGCAGGUGAAGCUGAAUUAA
Messenger RNA from Periconia digitata, 2835 nucleotides. Lineage: Eukaryota; Fungi; Ascomycota; Dothideomycetes; Pleosporales; Periconiaceae. The record is from the annotation of a GenBank genome assembly.